GCCCCCUGGCCUUGUUAUGCAUAUUAGGUUAUAACAUCAGCUCCUCCUCUCAAUGGUCUAGUCCUCUAGGCCUAUAAGUAGGUCGUUAUUUCUUGUUUUUUGGGAUCGUCGAUCUAUCGUUCUUGGAAUAUGUUUGCUAAAAUGUACGCUAGUUCCUCGACUCAUCGUCGUUUGAAACUUGCUCUCGAAAUAAAGGAGCGUGGAUUCGAAAUAGAAAUGCCUUGUUCGUACUGUCGGUCGUCGGGUCGAAGGUGCAAGAUGCUGGAAGGGAAAUCUAAGUGUUAUGAGUGUACUCGUCGUGGUCGCUCUUGUGAUGCAAUAGCCAGUGCUAUUUGUGAUUAUAGAUCGUCUUCGUAAGGCGAAAAGGAUGGUUUUUAAGAAGGGCAAGGCGAUCCCUGAUCUGCCU
This is a messenger RNA of Colletotrichum phormii, 406 nucleotides long. RefSeq lists its product as uncharacterized. The transcript has 2 exons. The record is from RefSeq and is a predicted model, not a curated record. Bases 130 to 357 code for a protein of 75 amino acids. NCBI's taxonomy places the organism in Eukaryota, Fungi, Ascomycota, Sordariomycetes, Glomerellales, Glomerellaceae.